AUGAUAAUUACUUGUAAGUGCUUGAAUGUUUUUGUUGAUGCUAAAGAAAGCUCAAAAAAUCAUUCUGGCAUCCAACUUUCAACAUUAAAUUUAUCAGAAGAAGAAGAAUCUAUUAAUAUAUUCAAAGAGGAAUUAUGCGAAAUAGAAAUAAAUAAAGUAUCGAUACAAGUAAAAGCACUUGUUCGAUCAACCAAUGUAGGACGUUGGAUGAUUGAACAAUGUAUUAAUUGCUCAACCACCUGCUAUUUGACUUCCUUAGAUGGAUCUCAUACAUUGGCAAAUACAGCAUUAAUUUCACAUUUGGAUGCAGUUGCCGAAAAGAAAACAUAUAAAGAAUAUUCGCCAGUUUUUCAAAUAAUUGUCGAACCCCUAGUAUCUGAAGAAAGUUCAAUUCAAACCGCUUUGACAUCUUUACAACAGCAAUUAAAUGAUGCCAUACGGGAACAAGUAACAAAGACUGAAGAAAGAAUACGUUUUUAUACCGAACAACAGUACAAUUUAUUAGACGAAUUUCGUGAUCGUGCAACCAAAGAUCAUAAAUCUUUGGCAAGUAAAAUAUUUGAAGCUGAACCACACGUGGCAGCAGUGAGCGAUUCUGCAUUUUCCGAGAGUGGUUUAGUUAAAGAUGCUCAAGGGAAAAAAAUAAAUUCAAAGGUCUCCGAUGAAAAAUCAUUCGUUUCACCAAAUCAUUCAGUUCAAUCCUUUUCGAAAAAUUCAAAUGACGAACACAAUUAUUUCGAUAGCGAAGGUUUAUUCGUUCUAGAAGGAAUGGAAGAUUCCGUUUCGAACGAGCCAAAUCAUUCGGAAGGAGAAUCCGAUACGGAUCACGAUGAUUCCGGAUCACACGAUGAAGGAAUCGAUAUUCAUAGAAAAAGAACAUCGUCAUUUAAUCUAGCAAAAUCGUUACCAGUCAACGUGCCUGUUUAUUCCGUACCUUCAACAAAUUAUAAUAAUGAUGAUGAUAGCAGUAGCAUCGGUGCUGUUGACAUAGCUGCAUCAAUAAAAGCACUCGCAAGAAGCGUACACGGAGAUGCAAUUUUCGGUGAUCUUCCUCGUCCACGUUUCAGCACUCAAAUAUGA
Pediculus humanus corporis (human body louse) is the source of this 1080-nucleotide messenger RNA. RefSeq lists its product as uncharacterized. The transcript is spliced from 7 exons. Gene Ontology annotation, cellular component: cytoplasm. Gene Ontology annotation, biological process: negative regulation of TOR signaling; negative regulation of protein kinase activity; neurotrophin TRK receptor signaling pathway. Bases 1 to 1080 code for a protein of 359 amino acids. NCBI's taxonomy places the organism in Eukaryota, Metazoa, Arthropoda, Insecta, Psocodea, Pediculidae. The record is from RefSeq and is a predicted model, not a curated record.